This is a messenger RNA of Mytilus trossulus (common blue mussel), 1733 nucleotides long. Its product is annotated as origin recognition complex subunit 4-like. Gene Ontology annotation, molecular function: DNA replication origin binding. The record is from RefSeq and is a predicted model, not a curated record. The transcript has 13 exons. The coding region runs from base 201 to 1520 and encodes 439 amino acids. Gene Ontology annotation, cellular component: nucleus; nuclear origin of replication recognition complex. Gene Ontology annotation, biological process: DNA replication; DNA replication initiation. NCBI's taxonomy places the organism in Eukaryota, Metazoa, Mollusca, Bivalvia, Mytilida, Mytilidae.
GCUUCUUAAAACAUCUACAUUAAUGAUCACAUCAACGGUCCAUAGUUCAGCCCAAUUUUUAAGGGAGAUAACUUUUGAUAUCAAGUUCUCCUCUAUUGGAGGCAGUUUUCUCAAAUAACAGCGGGAAAUUUCCACAUGUCACAUAUCAAAACAAACGUAAGUUUGCAUCAUUAGCUAAGUCCAGAUUUAAACAUUAGAUAAUGAAGAGUAGUAAAAGAAAAAGCAAAGGUUCUAAAGAGACAGACCCAAGAGAGACAACUACAUGUAGUAUAGAGAAUGUCCAAGAUGAGCUCAGACUGAGGUUUAGUCAGAAUGCACCUUCUCCAUCAUUACAUGGAUAUGAAAAAGAAAGAGGGCAAUUGUUUGAUUUGAUCAAAAGAACUGCCUCCACUGGUGAGAGUAACUCUGUACUGGUGAUAGGACCUAGAGGAAGUGGAAAAACUAUGACAUUGAACAGUAUUUACAAUGAACUGAUUGAAGAUGACAACCUCAGAGAGAACUUACUACAAGUCAAGUUAAAUGGACUUUUACAAACAGAUGAUAAAAUUGCAUUAAAAGAAAUCACACGUCAGUUACAGCUGGAAAACACACUGGGUGAUAAAGUUUUUGGUUCAUUUGCAGAGACUUUACAGUUCUUGCUGGAUGCAUUGAAAUGUGGAAGUCAGAGUUCUAAGCCAAUCUUGUUUAUCCUGGAAGAAUUUGAUAUGUUCGCCCACCACAAAAACCAGACAUUGUUAUAUAAUUUAUUUGACAUUGCCCAGUCAGACCAGGCACCAAUAUGUGUAGUGGGCGUUACAUGUAGACUUGACGUUAUAGAACUACUUGAGAAGAGAGUGAAGUCACGGUUUUCACAUCGGCAAGUGUAUUUCCUAAACAACUAUAGUUUUCAGAACUUUUGUGAUAUCUGUAUGUCUUACUUAAGGAUAGAAUCAAAACCAGGCAGCGGUGAUUUCAUCAAAGAAUGGAAUAAACAAGUAGAGAAAUUGAGUAAAGAUGGGACAGUCAGAGAUGUACUACAGCAACAGUUCCACUUCAAUAAAGAUAUUAGAGCUUUACAUCACAUUUUGAUGUAUGUUGUUUGUCAACUAAAUGAGACUCACCCUUUCCCAACACCCAGUGAUUUUGUAGAAGCAAUGAAAGUUACAUCUACAGACAGCAAAUCAGCAAUGUUGCAUGGAAUAUCUAUAUUAGAGUUGUGUUUGAUCAUUGCCAUGAAACAUCUGACAGAUAUUUAUGAUGGAGAGCCUUUCAAUUUUGAGAUGGUUUACAGUGAGUAUGCAAAGUUUGCUCAGAAAAGAUCUUCAAUGCAGAUGUAUGAAAAGGCAGUUGUUCUCAAGGCAUUUGAACAUUUAUUAGCAUUAGAACUUGUUAAGUCAACUGAUGGUUCAGGGACUCGUAUUCAGAAAGAGUACAGACUAAUGUCACUACUUAUUCAUCCAUCACAGAUCACAGAUGCAUUACAAAAAUACCCACAAUGCCCUACAGAGGUCAAACAGUGGGCAUCAACAUCAGUCAUAUGAUUUUGUUCUUUAGAUGGCAAGGAUAGGAAAAGAAGAACAGUGCACAACAUAGAAACUGAGAUUUAUACAAAUAAUAUUUGAAUAUCAAAACUUGAUAUAAAAAUGUGUUCAUCAUCUACUAAAGACGAGGCAUCAAAAACAUAAUAUUAUAGAAAUAUUCACCAAAUUAUGUUAUAUUUAUUUUUGUAAUAAUAAAUUCAUCCCAUUAGUUUU